Mizuhopecten yessoensis (Yesso scallop) is the source of this 1537-nucleotide messenger RNA. Its product is annotated as alpha-1,3-mannosyl-glycoprotein 4-beta-N-acetylglucosaminyltransferase C-like. Gene Ontology annotation, biological process: protein N-linked glycosylation. Gene Ontology annotation, molecular function: acetylglucosaminyltransferase activity. The coding region runs from base 42 to 1520 and encodes 492 amino acids. Lineage: Eukaryota; Metazoa; Mollusca; Bivalvia; Pectinida; Pectinidae. The transcript has 4 exons. The record is from RefSeq and is a predicted model, not a curated record.
CCGCCUUUAGCAGUGUGUUAUGUGUUAGCCGGACAGAAAAGAUGACAAAACCACGUGUGACACUGUCGUCGGGAUUAAUGUUUAUAGGCGUGAUUUCGGUGGUAGCAUUCAUAUUCCAAUUCCUGAGUGUGUACAAUCAUAAAACGUAUGCUGUACGUUACGUACAAAAGGUCACCCGAAAACCAGAUGUGUAUGAGAACCACCCUGCUCCGGUAAAGAAUGUGACCGGACUGGAAUUUCUGACAGGAAAUUGGAGACAAGAUGCAGCUAUAUUUCCAACUAAAAACUUAUCAAAUCGUCUACUGACGAUCGGGAUACCGACUAUUCGACGUGAGAAUGCAACAUACCUAUCCCACACACUGGAAUCUCUCUUUAACUGUUCUACCGAGGAGGAGCAUAGGGACAUUUACAUCGUCGUUUUCCUUGCCGAUUUUAGCAACGAGUGGAAAAGAAACAUGACUCGCGAGCUCAGUAUGAAAUACCCAGGUCAUAUCGAAACAGGUUUACUACAAGUUAUAAAAGCGCCACCUCAAUUUUAUCCACCACUGACAAAUUUACAACACACCUAUGCAGGGCAUUCGAAAGAGAAACGGAAGUGGCGUGCUAAGCAAAACUUUGACUACGCAUAUCUGUUUAUGUACAGCAAACCUUUGUCCACAUUCUACAUGCAACUGGAGGACGAUGUUUAUACCGUUCCAGGUUACCUACAACGUAUUCGUUAUAAUUUACUUAAACGUGACAACUGGGUUUGUCUAGAAUUUUCCGAGUUAGGAUAUAUAGGGAAGGCUUAUCAUUCCAAAGACUUGGAGAGACUGUCAAAAAUGAUAUUAUUGUUUUAUGUAGAGCAACCGGGAGAUUUUACAUACCGUCAUUUUAAUAUAAUGAUGCUUCAAUUUGGAAGACGGAUUAUCUAUCCAACUCUGUUUCAACAUAUUGGUUUGCAAUCAUCUCUUCCGGGAAAGAUUCAGAAAUUGAAGGAUGCACAUUUUGAAACAACCGAAAAACAAUAUAAAAGUGAAAAUCCACCUGCUAAAUUGUUCACAAGUAUAACAGAAGUUAGUCCCGAUAACCCGCUAAUUAAUGCAUAUGACAGGGCGGCUAGGGGCUUGUUUUGGACCACAGGCGUCCCGAAAGAGAACGACAGUAUUACCAUCGUAUUUGACAAACCUCAGAGUGUUGAUCACGUGAUUAUUGUUACGGGGUCAAGCAGCCAUCCAAGUGAUAAACUGGAAAAUGGAGUACUCGAGGCUAGUCUCAGCCUGACUAAGAACAAAAACACUAAACCAAUGUGCGGGGAUAACGUUUUCCUAGGGACUUUCAAAGACGGUCUGAUCAAUGCGACACAUUUAGAUGCAAAUCUCAGCUCCAAUAAGGUACAUUGUUUGCGCAUUAUUGUAACAGCUAACCAGUCGUAUUGGCUCAUUGUCCGAGAAAUCGCCGUGUUUACCAGUAAAAAACCCAAGAACGACGAGAUUUCUCCUUUUUUAAAGGGCAAAGAUAGCAAUAUAACAUUAGUAUGACGAAAUAAAACAAUAGA